This is a messenger RNA of Globicephala melas (long-finned pilot whale), 1322 nucleotides long. RefSeq names its product RAB32, member RAS oncogene family (gene RAB32). Lineage: Eukaryota; Metazoa; Chordata; Mammalia; Artiodactyla; Delphinidae. Gene Ontology annotation, molecular function: GTPase activity; GTP binding. The record is from RefSeq and is a predicted model, not a curated record. Gene Ontology annotation, biological process: phagosome-lysosome fusion; endosome to lysosome transport. Gene Ontology annotation, cellular component: phagocytic vesicle; trans-Golgi network; late endosome.
GGCAGCAGCGUGCAGAGGCCUCCUCACCCCGGUCUCCCUAGCCACGCCAGCCCCCGGCCCUUCCCCCGCCCCGCGCGGGCUGCGAGCGGCGGCGGGUUCCGGGUCCUGUGACCGGUCAGGCGCUGCGGCAGCGCGGCGGGGAGAGCAGCCGGCCUCGGGGAAGUUUCGACGGCCGGCGGGGGCUCCCAGGGCGUCGCGGGGAGGGCGCGGCCGGGCGGGGGCCCCGGCGCGUGGCCCUAGCUUGCCGAGAGCGGCCGGCCGGCUGAGCGAGACCUGGGCGCUCAUGGCGGGCGGCGGAGCUGGGGACCCAGGCCGGGGGGCGGCCGCCGCCACGGUGCCCGAGACCCGCGAGCACCUCUUCAAGGUGCUGGUCAUCGGCGAACUUGGCGUGGGCAAGACCAGCAUCAUCAAGCGCUACGUCCACCAGCUCUUCUCCCAGCACUACCGGGCCACCAUCGGGGUGGACUUCGCUCUCAAGGUCCUCAACUGGGACAGCAGGACGCUGGUGCGCCUGCAGCUGUGGGACAUCGCGGGACAGGAACGGUUUGGCAACAUGACCCGAGUAUAUUACAAAGAAGCUGUUGGUGCUUUCGUUGUCUUUGAUAUAUCGAGAGGUUCCACGUUUGAAGCCGUUUUAAAAUGGAAAAAUGAUCUGGAUAGUAAAGUCCAUCUUCCAAACGGCAACCCUAUUCCUGCUGUCCUCUUAGCUAACAAAUGUGACCAGAAAAAAGACAGUGGCCAGAAUACUCCCGAGAUGGACGAGUUUUGCAAAGAACAUGGCUUCACUGGAUGGUUUGAAACCUCUGCAAAGGAUAACAUAAACAUAGAUGAAGCAUCCCGGUUCCUAGUGGAGAACAUUCUUGCCAACCACCAAAGCUUCCCUAAUGAAGAAAACGACGGCAGAAUUAAACUGGAUGAGGAGACCGUGAAAAAAGAGAACAAAUCCCAGUGUUGCUGACUCAGCGUCUGCUUCUCUCCUGCGGAUGCAGCCUGAUUCGGUUGGAAGCAAAUUCCUGAGACGGGAUCAUGGAUGGUGGAUAUGCUGCUCUGUGAAUCUUCAGGGCUGUGCCUUAAAAUAACAAGGAUGGCACCCCGGGAGCCUGUGAUGAAAGGGGACACUGGUGAAGGAGUCCCGCCAGUGGCUCUGUCCCUUCACUUGUGAACACUUAGGCUUCUGUUGUUGUUGCCAUCAUAUUCAGGAUAAUGUUUAUGUUCUUUUUAACAUCUUUUAAAAUGACAGUUCUUCAGGAUUUGUUAAGACUUGGAAGUUGUGGCUUUCAGUGUGAACACUGGGCUGGUAAUAAACUUUCCCUGCCGCCUCA